Fonsecaea nubica is the source of this 501-nucleotide messenger RNA. RefSeq lists its product as hypothetical. The transcript has a single exon. Bases 1 to 501 code for a protein of 166 amino acids. The record is from RefSeq and is a predicted model, not a curated record. NCBI's taxonomy places the organism in Eukaryota, Fungi, Ascomycota, Eurotiomycetes, Chaetothyriales, Herpotrichiellaceae.
AUGUCCGACGACAGUUCCUACCUGUCGUUCCUCGAAAAGGCCAACGCGAACCCCAAGGCCGGCCAGACCCUCGCCGAGUCCGAGUCGACGUCUCAGCAGCGGUCGCGACUGGACCCGACCAGCUCGUCGUCAGACGCCUUGCCGGCUUCCCUGAAGGCGCUGCCGGACGUCACCUACACGUCGGAGACGGACUCGCCGUUUGAGCCUGUCCUGUUCAACUACUCCGGCUCCGAGCUCCCCAAACCGGAAGAAUUCGUCAACUGCCUCACGCCCACCAAGUCGGGCGAUGGCGGCCCCGUUGUCGAGGAGUUGAAUGUUGGGGAUUUUGACCCCAGAGGGCAGUACGGCGAGGUCGUCCAGAGGGUGGAACAGGCGGGGAAGGGGAAGGCGGGGGUCAAGGUUUAUAGAGUGGAAAUGAGCAAGACGAGAGUCGAUUAUUAUAUCUUGACCGUGGGGGAGAGGAUGUUGGUCGGUGUUGUGACCAAGGCGGUGGAGAGUUAG